CUGUCCCGGGGUGAAAACUAAACAGAAAAAGGCGGGGAUAGUUUCUUUGUGUAGGCAGCAACGUGAAGAAAACAAACGUACCCGGGAACACGGUGCAGGGCGAGGAGACGGAACGAGGUCGGCACAUGAAGUUAGCAGACAGUUAGCAUGGACUCUACAGGACAAUAUUCCUAACCUGGAGGAAUUCUUUCCAUCUGUGGACACUUCCGGACUAGAGGAAUAUUAAUAAGACAGGAAAGGACGGGGACUGAAGGUUUAGGACAGCCUCCAGCUCAUCUGUGGGACGAGACCCUUCUGACUUCAGGACGUCCGUCUGGAAUUAGUUCCCCCUGAAGAACAAGAAUGAGUUCUCCACAAAAGAAACGGAGAGGAGGAGAGGGACCCAAACGUCACCACUGUCAGCCCUGUGACAAAUCCUUCACAACAUCAAAAUAUUUAAAGAUUCAUCAGAAAGUUCACACUGGACAGAAUCUACACAGUUGUGAUCAAUGUGGGGCAGCUUUCACACAACAGAGUGGCCUAAAACGACAUCAACGCAUUCACACUGGAGAGAAGCCGUACAGCUGUGAUCAAUGUGGGGCAGCUUUCAAAACUCAGAGUCCCCUAAAAAAACAUCAACGCCUUCACACUGGAGAGAAUCUACACAGCUGUGAUCAAUGUGGGGCAGCUUUCACACAACCGAGUGACCUAAAACGACAUCAACACAUUCACACUGGAGAAAAGCCGUACAGCUGUGAUCAAUGUGAGAAAACCUUUUCUCUGAGUGGUAGCCUUAAAAGACACCGACGUGUUCACACUGGAGAGAAGCCGUACUGGUGUGAACAAUGUGGGGAAACUUUUUCUCAGAGUGGUAGCCUUAAAAGACACCAGCUCAUUCACACUGCCUCGUAGUGAACAUGUUUCCGAGCCAAGCUGUUUCCUCCUGCCUCCUCCUCAUGUCCUGAUAGCUGUGUUGUUAUAUUCUGAUCUUCUCUCCAGGUUUCAACUGCUAGCACUAUUUAACUAAUGCUGCAACAAAGGAGUAUUUGUUCUUCAUUAAAUAAAAAUCCCAUCACUGUUUACCAAGGUGAUGUUAAAUUGCUGAAAUAUAUAGUUUAUUGUCCUUUAAGACGAAAAGAAGAAGCAAAUCUUCAUAACUGGGAAGCUUUAAUCCAAACAUUUCUUACUGCUUAAAAAAUGACUUGA
This is a messenger RNA of Perca flavescens (yellow perch), 1185 nucleotides long. RefSeq names its product zinc finger protein 664-like. Gene Ontology annotation, molecular function: DNA-binding transcription factor activity, RNA polymerase II-specific; RNA polymerase II cis-regulatory region sequence-specific DNA binding. The coding region runs from base 343 to 891 and encodes 182 amino acids. The transcript is spliced from 3 exons. NCBI's taxonomy places the organism in Eukaryota, Metazoa, Chordata, Actinopteri, Perciformes, Percidae. Gene Ontology annotation, biological process: regulation of transcription by RNA polymerase II. The record is from RefSeq and is a predicted model, not a curated record.